Penicillium taxi is the source of this 1125-nucleotide messenger RNA. Its product is annotated as casein kinase II subunit beta. Lineage: Eukaryota; Fungi; Ascomycota; Eurotiomycetes; Eurotiales; Aspergillaceae. The transcript has a single exon. The record is from RefSeq and is a predicted model, not a curated record. The coding region runs from base 1 to 1125 and encodes 374 amino acids. Gene Ontology annotation, molecular function: protein kinase regulator activity. Gene Ontology annotation, cellular component: cytoplasm; protein kinase CK2 complex.
AUGUCGUCUUCAGAGGGUGCCCCGGAGUCAUGGAUCUCAUCAUUCUGCUCUUUGGUGGGCCAUGAAUUCUUUGCGGAGGUAUCGGAGGAUUUUAUCGAGGAUGACUUCAAUCUGACCGGUCUGAUGGGCCAGGUGCCCAUGUACAAAGAGGCACUAGAGAUGAUUCUCGACGUGGAGCCGGAGGAGGACGAAGAUGAAGAAGAGGAGGAAGAAGAUGAAGAUGAAGAUGAGGAUGAGGCUAACGAAGAUCCUCUCAACUACCGACGAUCUGGCGACCGCCGAAACGCCCGCGUGGCCAGCGAUCUGAGUGCCAUCGAGAGCUCAGCAGAGCUGCUUUAUGGUCUCAUUCACCAGCGCUACAUCACCUCGCGACCGGGUAUUCAGCAAAUGUUGGAGAAGUACGAAAUGCAACACUUUGGAGUUUGUCCGCGAGUCAAGUGCCAUGGAUGCAAGGUUCUACCCGUGGGUCGCUCCGAUACACCUGGCCACGAGACAGUCAAGCUCUUCUGUCCUGGGUGCCAGGACAUCUACACUCCCCCCAACAGCCGAUUUCACUCUGUAGACGGUGCAUUCUUCGGCACGACCUUUGGAUGUCUGUUCUUCAUGACAUUCCCCGAUUUUGAUAUUGGACCCCGACUUGAUCACGCAUCCCGUUCUGCGCAACUAUCCUCCCGUACUUCCAAUCCCCAGACAGGCAAUGAUUCCUCUGCUCUGGAGGAUCAGCCUCUUGAAAUCAACGGCAUGCGUACGUCGAACUUCUGUCCAGGACUCGGACGCGGACACAUCUAUGAUCCGAAAAUCUAUGGCUUCAAGGUUUCUGAGGUGUCGCGGGUUGGUCCGCGCAUGAAGUGGCUGCGAAUGAAGCCGAGGAAUGUAAAUGAGCUAGACGAGACCCUCAACCGCCAGGUUCCCUUUGAUGAUGAUGAAGACGAGGGUGAUGAAGCAGGCAUGUGUAGAUCAUUUCCCUUUCUUAAAAGGCACGAUAUUAACUUUCUAGCAGGGGACCAAAACAAGGACACGGAGAUGAGAUUUGGACAGACUCAGGAGGCAGCUAUCGCCAACCGCAAGAAAGCCCCUAUGCGUCGGCGUCGACGAGCCGGGCUUUCUGAUGAGAAGAUGAGCUGA